AUGGCAUCUACACUGAAACAAGCAGUUUCAGAGCUCUCUAUACCAGUGCCGUGGGGAGAGAUCAGGGGUAAAGUCUGGGGUCCUGAUUACGGUCGGCCUGUGCUGUGCCUGCACGGCUGGGCUGACAACUGUGGUACAUUCAACACCCUCAUUCCCCUUCUACCCAAAGAGUGCAGAUAUGUGGCCAUUGCAGGUCACGGUUUGUCCUCCCACCGUCCUGCCGGAGUUUUCUAUUCAUUUCCUGCAUACGUGGCGGAUGUACGCAGAUUCGUUGACGAUCUCCAGUGGACAAAAUUCUCCAUCAUAGGCCACAGUAUGGGAGGUAACAUCGCUGCAACGUUCAGCGCACUGUAUCCUGAUAUGGUGGACGCCGUCGUCCUGCUGGACACUUCUGGAUUUUUCCUUAUAGAUGUGACAGAAAUGUCCAAACUGAUGAGGCAGGGGAUGGAUGAGAUGCUUCAGUUUGAAAAAAAGACAGAAGAGAAGAAAAGAGUUUACACAUAUGAGAAGGCAAUUGAGAGGAUGUUAGCUGCAAACCCGACUCUGUCCAAACAGUCUGUGUGCAUCCUUUUAGAGCGCGGCCUAGUUCAAGUUGAAGGAUGUUUUGUGUUCUCCAGAGACCUGCGUGUUCAUUUUAAAAACAUGGCGCACAUCAGUUUGGAGCAGAGUCUGGAGAUGCAGUCGAGGAUUCAAGCAGCUGUUCUUGUAGUUCUAGCAAACAAAGGCUUCUCUUUGCCAGGAUCAAACAGACAGAAACGCACCUUUGCACUUCUCCAAAGCUAUUGUGACAGAAACGGUUUGGUGGUGAUGGUAUCAGGCGACCAUCACGUCCAUCUCAAUAAUCCUGAAGUCGUCGCUCCGUUUGUUUCUGACUUCCUGCGGGCCAAAGUGCUCGCACAGCUGCCAGCAUUGUGGACACACACACACAAGUUAUAA
Messenger RNA from Micropterus dolomieu (smallmouth bass), 936 nucleotides. Its product is annotated as serine hydrolase-like protein. The coding region runs from base 1 to 936 and encodes 311 amino acids. The record is from RefSeq and is a predicted model, not a curated record. Lineage: Eukaryota; Metazoa; Chordata; Actinopteri; Centrarchiformes; Centrarchidae. The transcript is spliced from 13 exons.